Molecule: messenger RNA, 621 nt
Organism: Cyanidioschyzon merolae strain 10D
Lineage: Eukaryota; Rhodophyta; Bangiophyceae; Cyanidiales; Cyanidiaceae
Exons: 1
Coding region: 1-621 (206 amino acids)
Source: RefSeq, a predicted model, not a curated record
AUGUUUGUGGUCAAUUCCAGGGUCAGAACUCGCCGUUUCGCCCUGCACAGGAGCUGGCGCAGCUUCCGACUAGCGGCCACGGCCGCUACUCCCUGGGGACGAUCGUCAGCUUGCGCUGCUGUCAUGAUUGCACUUUCGCUUGAAGGGGCUUUUCGAGUGCCAGUUUCCAGUGCCGAUGGUGGCAUUUUCUCGGCGGUGCAGAUCAAGUCGCUCGGGAGCUGUGGCAGCGAAGAAAACUGUGUCUCCUCUUCCGCAAUCGGGAGUCCCGUCAAGUACGGCGCGCCGUGGUCGUAUGCUACAGUCACUGAUAGUCCUCGAGAAGCCUGGUCGGCACUCGAGGCGGCGGUAAGAGCGGAGCCUGGCGUCGCUGUCCGCGAAGUGGAUGGUUUCUAUCUACAUGCGACUGCACCGAGUGUAUUUCCACCGGGCGGCGAGGACGACAUCGAGUUUCUGCUCCGACCUGAGGAGAAGCUUGUACUUUACCGAUCGAGGUCACAGAAGGUCACCUAUAUAUAUCCUUUCCAUCAACCGCUUGGUGACUUUGGGUCCAACAGAAAACGUUUGGAACGAAUUCGGGAUCGUCUCGGUUGGCAAACACUUGACUUUUUCGAAACGCAGUGA